This is a messenger RNA of Hypanus sabinus (Atlantic stingray), 4311 nucleotides long. RefSeq names its product zinc finger protein 239-like. The transcript has 2 exons. Lineage: Eukaryota; Metazoa; Chordata; Chondrichthyes; Myliobatiformes; Dasyatidae. Gene Ontology annotation, molecular function: DNA-binding transcription factor activity, RNA polymerase II-specific; RNA polymerase II cis-regulatory region sequence-specific DNA binding. Bases 2072 to 2950 code for a protein of 292 amino acids. The record is from RefSeq and is a predicted model, not a curated record. Gene Ontology annotation, biological process: regulation of transcription by RNA polymerase II.
UGCGCACAGUACACAGAAGGCCUUGCAAAUACCGGGUGCAGCUAAGAGCGAUUCUCUACUUUUUUAAAUAAACAGCGACUGAGGGACGAUUCCUGUGAAAUCCGGACACCGUUACCCGCAAUCCCUGGACUGUCCUGCUCAAUCUCCUCUCUCUCAGCCCCACGAUCCGUACACGGGCCCCGGGGAGCUUCCGGCUGAUGAGGGAAUGGGAACCGAUGGAUCUCUCAGACAGAGCUGAGCUCCAGCUAUCUAAAUGCAAGGAUUAGGAACUCGGAGAAAGGGAACAAAAUCUUUUACAUCAGCAGUUGAGAAGAUCACCUUUGUUCUUUCCUCAAUCACAAACAAGAGAACAUCUGCAGAUGCUGGAAAUCCAAGCAACACAAAUUGCUGGAUGAACUUUUCCACAGAUGCUGCCAGACCUGCUGAGUUCCUCCAGCAUUUUGUGUGUGUUCUUGUUCUGGACUUUUCUACCGGUGAGAAUAUGUUUUGUCCCAUUCUCUUUGGGUACAUAAUGAUAUCAAACACCUUUGUCCUGGGCAACAAGUAACUUUCACAUCACAAAUGUGCCGGACUCCAAUGAGACAGACUACUGCCCUUCACUUCAUAUUCAUUGGCAUUGCCAUCACUGUAAGUCACUUGGGGGAGACUUCAGGGAAAAUAUUUAUGUAGAAUACAGAAACUGGUGAUACCUGUGUGCAUUGUUGGUGAUGAAAAGUUGCUGGAGAAUUUGCAAGUUGGAAGAAGUGGAGUUAUAUUUGGAAAUCUGACUUUUUAAACAUAAUUUAGCAAGCAAACCACAUAUGGACAGUAUGCAAAAGCUUUGUUGAGAAAAUCCUUCAUGUUCGGUUACAAGCCUGCUACAUAGAUCGUGUGAGAGUGCAGAUGAACUGGACUGAACCCAGAGGAGAUCAAAGUUCCUAUUGACAGUGAUUUGCUAGCUCAUAAGAUGAACACCUCUCUGUAUAAAACUCACUGUGCACAUUGUCACUGGCAACAAAAUGCACAGUACAAGAUUUAUGUGCACACUGGUUAUUCCAAAUUAGAGGAGAUAUUAGAGGGAAGGAGGGGAGACAUCCAGUGUCCCUGAUGCCUUCACUGACAAGAUGUACAUCCAGCUGCAGCUUGUAACCCUGCACUUUAAGGUGUUGGAACUUGAGGCAGAUGAAUUCCACAUCAUCCGGCAGUUGGAUGUGGUGAUGGAUGUGACAUGAAGUGAGAUGUGCGGACCAACCAUUCAUCUCAGCAGGAAUUUUUUAUAUGGUGUUAAAACUGUGGCAUGUUAAGUUAAUAAUACAUAAAAGAAAAUCACAGUUGCACGUCAAGAAAGACUAUUUGUGUGAGACUGUUUCAGUUACUGUGGGGCCAGGCACCCAUGCAGCUCAGCAGGAGGAGGUAAUAAUACCAAUGGAGAGAGUCAAACUGAGCGAGGGUUCAAAUUGGAGAUGGCCAAAAGCCCCAUUCUUAUAGAGACAGGAAGAGCAUCAGAGAAUUGAUGGUCAUUGCAGAUACCAGCACUCUGCCCAGUCAGGAGAUGAUAUCUCUGUCCAGCUUGUUUUGAACCUCACUGUAACAGUGUGAUACCAGAUCAAACCUUGGCAACUCAAGUAAUCUCAUCUGAAAUGUUGUCCUACACCCAUUGAUGGAUUUUGCAAAUCUUUUUACAGGUUAAAUACAAGAAGGAAUUUGUCUCCAGGAAGCUCAAACAUGACACGCCAGUUUUGUUGUCUCUGUCUAGAUAUUUAAGAAGUGGAGCAAGGGAUUCAAUCGACCAUUCUUCAUGCUCAGACAGUGGGGACAGAUUCACUCGGUUAACUGACCAACUGGCAUGUCCAUCAUUUUACACAGGAGAAAGGCCAUUCACCUUCUCAGACAGUGGGAAUGGAUUCACUCGGUCAUUUCAACUGAAGGUACAUUAGCAAGUUCACACUGGGCAAGGCCAUUCACCUGUUCUGUGGGUAAGAAAGGAUUAACUCAGUUUUCCCACCUGUGGACACACCAGUCAGUUCACACCAGGCAGAAGCUGGUCAUCUGCUGAAUUUCUGGGAAAGGAUUCACUCAGUCAUCUGACUUAAUGGCUCACCAGGGAGUUCACAUCAGGGAGCGGCCAUUCACUUGCUCAGUCUGUGGGAAGAGAUUCAUUAAAUCAUCCCACCUGCUGAGUCAUCAGCGAGUUCACACUGGGGAGAAGCCGUUCACCUGCUCAGACUGUGGGAAGAGCUUCACUCACUUAUGCAACCUACAGAAUCAUCAGCCAGUUCACACUGGGGAGAGGCCAUUCACCUGCUCAGAAUGUGGGAAGGGAUUCACUCAGUCAUCCCAUCUGAAGGUUCAUCAGCGAGUUCACACUGGGGAGAAGCCAUUCAUCUGCUCAGUCUGUGGAAAGGGAUUCACUGAUUCAUCCACCCGGCAGAAACAUCAGCGAGUUCACACUGGGGAGAAGUCGUUCACCUGCUCAGAAUGUGGGAAGGGAUUCACGGAUUCAUCCUGCCUACUGGUACAUCAGCGAGUUCACACUAGGGAGAAGCCGUUCACCUGCUCAGAAUGUGGGAAGGGAUUCACUCAGUCAUCCCACCUGCAGAGACAUCAGCGAGUUCACACUGGGGAGAAGCCAUUCAAAUGCUCAGAAUGUGGGAAGAGAUUCACUCAAUCUUCCACCCUACAGGCACACCAGCGAAUUCACACUGGGGAGAAGCCAUUCACUUGCUCAGUCUGUGGGAAACAAUUCACUCUGUCAUUCCAACUACUGAAACACCAGCGAGUUCACACAGGGGAACGGCCGUUCGCCUGCUCAAAAUGUGGGAAGAGGUUCGCUGGAUCAUCCAACCUACAGAGACAUCAGCAAGUUCACACUGGGGAGAAGCCGUUCACUUGCUCAGUCUGUGGGAAGGGAUUCACCCAGUCGUCCCAACUACUGGCUCACCAGUCAAUUCACAAUGGGGAGUGGCCAUAGUUAUGAAUCUCUGGGUUUCGUUUGCUGUGGGCUGUCAUUUUAAGAGAGAGCGAGAGAGAUUAAGAAGGUGAAUCAGUCUGACUUGCAGCUUGUUUACAUUGCUCGCAGCUUGUUUCCUUUUAACCAAGGACACAGACAAUCAGAGUCAGACGGAGACGAAGGAGGAAAAAUGGAAGGAUCGAAACCAGGGAACUAGAGGCCAAGGGUCACUGUUUGGAACUUUCCUAUGCCCACAAGGGUGGGUUAAUUAUCGAUUCACCAUACAUCGUAUAUGUAGUUGUCACCGCGUUUGAUCCAUAGGAGUGGAUCUGAUUUGGGGUGUCCUAUGAAGACCACAGAUGUGUUAACCCUUCCCUGGGUGUGGUGUGGUAAUUCACUUGAAGACGAUACCGCUUGUGACAAGUCACUUUCGGUGAUAAAUCUUAUGAGGGUUUGGAAUGACGACAAAUAAAAUCGACAGCGACUGUUGUGUGGUUUUACCACCAUGGAACCUGUGGAAUUCAACAUAAUUGCCUUCUCUCAACAUUUACCCUGGAUUACAAAUAUCUCUCUCAUCACCUGAACUUUCAUACUUUGCUAUCUCAAGAAUCCAAGCCUUGUUUCUCCAGAGCUCAAUAGUUUGGGAGUUUUAUUUAAACACAUAUAUACACAUAACACUGUUAACUUUUGUUUAUCUUGCUUUAGUUACUAUAUUACAAGUAGAUUCUAAUACAGAUAGUUUUAAGAUCAAAAACAGACUCCAGGUAUAGUCUAUUGCUGCUGGUUCGUUUCUAAAACGUUAUGAUUCGUAACAAAAUUGGGGCCUGCAUCCAGUAUAUGAACAGAUUUGGGGGCGUAUUCAUUAAUUAUCAAUUUCAUCCCUUUUCAUUUAUUGGUGUGUGGAAAAUCAGCAGCAAUGGAUGCUGUUAGAUGUCUGGAUGCUGACCAACCUGUGAGGCAUUAGAGGAUGCCAGAAGGGUUGAGUUGUUGAGCCUUGCUAGAAGGGUAAAACUUGCUAAGGUGAAAUUGACAAUGAGGAGGGCACAGAUGCAGAGGAUAAUAGCUGAACAUUAUGUAUCUGAGGGUGUGUUUAAAGUGGAGGAGUUGGAGGUGUUUCCUGAAAGUAAACCUCGUGAGCUUGAGCUCCAGUACAAGUGAGAAAAAUUAAACUGGAGGCUGCGGAAAGGCAGAGGCAGUUUGAGGCUAGAGAAGCAGAAAAACAGAGAAGAGGCAGAAAAAUAGAGGGAGGAAACAGAAAGACAGAGGCUGUUCGAGCUGGAAAAGAUAAAGAGGUUGCAGCAAAGGAGUCCAGCGUUUUUCUCUGGUGAUAAAUUUGAGGCCAGUUGGGAAGUUAAAUUGGUCCCUACAUUUGACGAGGCAGA